CUGAAGGAUCAUUCAACAAGGAAAAUGUUCCAUCUUGUUAUGACUGAAGAAUGAAAACAACAUCAACAUGUUAAUGCAGCACAAGAGAGCAUCAACAUGCAGUUAUAGCACUUUUGAACCUCAGCAUUAGAUGAUGACAGAAACUCCAUCAUUAGUAGUAUCAUAUAGUUCAUAUCAUGCAAUUUUUCAACAGAUCCAGAACACUGACAAGAACUUUUUUUAAAGAUAGAAACACUGCCUCUGUAGCUCUGCUAUAAUCCUUCUGUUUCACAGGUUGGAUCAGCACUUUUGACUUGGCUUCAUGUUCCAGGUUGAAGAGUCUCAGUGCGCCUUCAUCAAUGAGUUCUGCCAGUGAGAACCCAGAAUGCUCCAGUUUCUACAGGACCUGGAGGAGAGCGCUGUUCAACUCGACAAGAUGAAGAAGGGCGCAAAGAUCUCCAGUGUUGCAGGCAGCUCAGUCAGUGCAGUCGGUGGCGUGCUUUCCAUUGUUGGUUUGGCGUUGAUUCCUUUCACAGCAGGAGUGUCGUUGGCUUUGACAAUGACUGGGGUUGGGUUGGGUGUUACUAGUGCUGUUAAUGGUGCUGUAACCACAGUCACAGAGAUCGGAGUCAAUCGUAAGCAAACAAAAAAAUCUAAUGGGGUCUUUGAGAGUUUCAUGGAGGAUGUACAGGCUCUCCAGAGGUGCCUGGAGGAGGUGUACACUGAAGCUGAAAAAAGAAUGGAAGAAAGUCCGAUCGGACCAGUGGCUGUGGGAGUAGCAAAGGUAGCGGCUAACACUGGUACUAUUGGAAGAGGCAUUGAUUUACUUGUUGAUGCUGCCUGUGCAGCUAAAGUCCUCAAAAAUGCAGCCAUGGUCAGGGUAAUGCCAUCCAGUAUUGCACUUAAUGUUUUCUUCCUUGGCAUGGAUGUCUUCUUUAUUUGCAAAGACAGCAUCAGCUUGGCCAAAGGCAUUGAGAGCGAAGUGUCCCAGUUCAUCCGAGCCAGAUCUGCACUUUGGCGUUCCGAGAUGGACUCAUAAAAGAUCCAUGCUUCCCUGUGCCAGUGUCUGCUGACGUCAGAGAGGAACAAAGCUAUACUGGAGAUGCCAUUUUAUCCCAAAUGGAAGAAAAAGAAUCCCAGAGAAACAAAAGUAAAAUUUCCAGACAAUAAUGUGGAUGAAACGAAUGAAAAAAAUGAGUCGUGUGUUGUUCAGUAGUUGUUAAUGUCCACUUUUGUGUUUGAGGUAAUCCUCAUUCUCUCGAUUCAGGUCCU
This is a messenger RNA of Thalassophryne amazonica, 1251 nucleotides long. RefSeq names its product apolipoprotein L3-like. The record is from RefSeq and is a predicted model, not a curated record. Gene Ontology annotation, cellular component: extracellular region; membrane. Gene Ontology annotation, biological process: lipid transport; lipoprotein metabolic process. Gene Ontology annotation, molecular function: lipid binding. NCBI's taxonomy places the organism in Eukaryota, Metazoa, Chordata, Actinopteri, Batrachoidiformes, Batrachoididae.